AUGGCUCCGGCGGCUCCCGGGCCACGGGUACUAUCCUCUUGCAAGAACCCGGCUCUGUGCCAGCUCUUGAAGAAUGAACGGUUGCUUAGAUGCUCUCAGUGCAAAGUUGCCAGAUACUGUGAUACGCGUUGUCAGAAAGAAGCUUGGCAGGAACACAAGCGAGAAUGCAAAUGUCUUAAGAGCAUUGAGCCUAACUUCCCUCCUGAUUCAGUGAGACUUGUUGGCAGGAUUGUUUUUAAACUACUUGGACAAUCAGUAGCAUGUCCUUCUGAGAAACUCUACUCUUUUUCUGAUCUUCAGUCAAAUAUUGAAGAGUUAAGUGAAGAAAUGAAAGAGGGUCUCAAGCACCUGGCCCAGACACUGCAGAUAUAUUUGAGAGUGGAGAUCCAGGAUGCUUCCCAGCUGCUACCCACAAUAGACAUUUUUCAGAUCUUCGCAAAAGUGACCUGUAACUGCUUCACCAUCAGUAAUGGAGAAAUGCAGGAUGUUGGUGUUGGCCUGUAUCCCAGCAUGUCGCUCAUAAACCACAGCUGUGACCCAAACUGCGUGAUUGUUUUUGAGGGACGCCAGCUUCUACUUCGUUCAGUCCGGGAGAUCCAGACUGGUGAAGAGCUCACUAUCAGCUAUAUUGAAUCACUGAUGCCCAGCAGUGAGCGUAAAAAGCAUCUGAAACGCCAGUAUUGCUUUGAGUGCAACUGUCUUCAGUGCCAGACACAAGAAAAGGAUGUUGACAUGCUGGCAGGUGAAGAGCAAGCCUGGAAAGACAUCAAAGAUGCCGUAACCAAUGUGAAAGACCCACAGUCAGAAGAAGAGUGGGAGCAGGUUCUGGCUAUGUGCCAGGCUCUUCUAAAUAAGAAUGGGGAUCGACUUCCGGACACAAACAUCUAUCUGCUGAAAAUGCUUGACUGUGCCAUGGACGCCUGUAUUAAUCUCAGACAUUGGGAGGAAGCUUUGCUUUACGGCAACAGGACUCUAAAACCAUACAGUUUGUAUUAUUCCGGCUUUCAUCCCUUGAGGGCUGUCCAGAUGAUGAGAGUGGGCAAAUUGCAGCAUAGUCAAGACAUGUUUCCUCAAGCACUGGAGACCUUGAAGCAGGCUUACAACAUUAUGAAAGUAACACAUGGAGCAGAUCACAGCCUGGUACAAGAGCUGAUGAAACUUAAGGACCAGUGUGAAGCUGCCAUACAAGGACAGUGAGAAUGAUCUCAGGCUGGAAAACUAACAUUUGGGGGAAAAGGAAAGCAAGUUUUUUAAUUGACAUCUAUGCCCUGAACCAAAGUUCUCUGAAUUCACUGGAGUGACUCCCAUUGAGUUUGGUAGGGUUUGGAUCUGGCCCUGUUUCCUUUGCUAAAAUGUUUAAUGUUUAUUAGCUUUGCUGCUCUGUGCGGUAAUUUUCCUCACUGAAUUCAAAUGUGGAAGGAUAUAGGCCAUUUUGAGGAGUCUACUUUCUGGGGAGCAACUUAAUAGCAAACAAGUCUUAGCAAUUAAUGUAACAUGUUGGCAAUAAAACAUACCUUUAUACCGA
Molecule: messenger RNA, 1525 nt
Organism: Pelodiscus sinensis (Chinese soft-shelled turtle)
Lineage: Eukaryota; Metazoa; Chordata; Testudines; Trionychidae
Source: RefSeq, a predicted model, not a curated record